UCCAGGGAGAACUAGAGGUAACUCUCUCUGCCAGGACGUCGUGGCGUCGACUUCCUCUGAUAGCCAACAUGCUGCUCGAAAACGAUGUUUUUCUUCUUGAGCUCACAAAACUCUUCCAGAAGGCAAAGUCAGCUGGAUCUGUGAUGUUGACCAUGAAAAGAUAUGAUGGGCGUACUAAGCCAAGACCCAGAGAUGGUGGAUUACAUGAACCUAAUGAGUACAAGUGCCUCUUACGAGCAACGCUUGGAAAUAAAAAAAUUAGUACUGUGAUAAACCAUAAAGAUGUGACAAAAUUUCAAAUGGCAUAUGGAAACUUGCUGAAGGCCAAUAUUGAUGGAUUGAAGAAAAAGGACAAAAAAGCGGCACGUGGAAAGAAAAUCUAAAGCAACAGAAUAGUGUACCCUUUAUGAGCAGAUGUUGGCUUCCAUGUAUUCCAUGCUUUGUGUGCUGAAAAGCUAUUUGACUUGUGACAUAAUUAUUUUUCCUAUUGACAGCUGUUGAGAGAAAGAGUACAUUUUUCACACUGACAGCUGUGGAGAAAGAGUAAAUCAAGUGAUCAGUGUUUUGCAAGAAACAUGGAUGUUCUUAAUUUGUGUAAAGAUCAUACAUACAGUUUGGAGUGCAUUCCCUGGCAAUUUUGAGCAAUAGAACAUUGCACAGUGGAAAUAACUGAACUUAUCAAAUCAUGAAAUUACAUGAUUUUACCUUGUAAAAGAUUUGCAUUGAUUUUAAUUUAAGAAAUAUGCCAGAACCAUCACAUACAGUACAAUAAAAUUCACUUCAAAAUUAAUUUGUAAUGACUGCAAGAAGUCUGCACUGUUUGAAGUUUCAUCUAUUAUCCUUGUAGUCAACACUGACAUUUCUGAUGAAGGAGCUGAAAGAGGAAUAAAACAAAGGUAAAGCA
This is a messenger RNA of Pomacea canaliculata, 904 nucleotides long. RefSeq names its product signal recognition particle 14 kDa protein-like. Gene Ontology annotation, molecular function: 7S RNA binding; endoplasmic reticulum signal sequence receptor activity. The coding region runs from base 69 to 383 and encodes 104 amino acids. Gene Ontology annotation, cellular component: signal recognition particle, endoplasmic reticulum targeting. Gene Ontology annotation, biological process: SRP-dependent cotranslational protein targeting to membrane. The transcript has 5 exons. Lineage: Eukaryota; Metazoa; Mollusca; Gastropoda; Architaenioglossa; Ampullariidae. The record is from RefSeq and is a predicted model, not a curated record.